This is a messenger RNA of Gloeophyllum trabeum ATCC 11539, 1713 nucleotides long. RefSeq lists its product as uncharacterized. The transcript is spliced from 3 exons. NCBI's taxonomy places the organism in Eukaryota, Fungi, Basidiomycota, Agaricomycetes, Gloeophyllales, Gloeophyllaceae. Bases 1 to 1713 code for a protein of 570 amino acids. The record is from RefSeq and is a predicted model, not a curated record.
AUGGAACGAUACCAUGAAUGUUCUGGGACUGCCGACGAUCGAAUUGUUGCUCAGAUUCGGAAUCGUCACUACAUCCCGACGAGUCUGCCGUUUGCUGACCGUUUCCCCCAAGACUGGAAAAAGAAAGCCGUCAAAGCAAAGGACGCGACCGUCUCCAAAGCGAUCAACACCAAGGACCGCCUCCAAAGCACGCCCUCGGCCAAGACCAACUGGGACUACAGCAACCCGCCUCCACGCCGCCCGCCGCCCGUUCCCGUGAAGACGCGCGAUUCCGAGCUCUAUGGCCCGCCACCGAGUCGCAGCAACAGCUCCAGGGCAGAAGUAGACGAUGCGGUCUCGGCGCCUCCUGCACCCGUGUUAUCCACGCGCCCGUCCAUCCCGUCUCGCUCGACCCGGCCCUCCCUGCCCACGCGUUCCCCAGAGGAAUUGGCUCCCCCGCCUGUUCGUCCCCCGCCAAUGCCUGCGCGCAGGAGCACUGCGUCGAUUCCAGCGUCGCAACACCACGAGGAGGUUAUCGACAAGAUCGACUGGGCGAACCUCUCGCCCGAGGAUAAAGAGGUGUUCUUUUCCUGGUUGGACGAGUUCUUUUCCCGCUUGACGGGCAGGCAUGUCGGACCGACUGCUCACCCCACUUUUGUGUCGUCCAAGGAGAAAUUCGCGCAUCCGCCUGCCAACGAGCACGCACCUGCACCCGCGCCUGCGUACACAUCCGCACCCGCACCCGCGGAUAGUCCUGCUCCCAACCGCAGGCUCCCGCCCGCCCUCUCCCCAUCGCACGCAAGUGGCCCGCCGCCAAUCGUCCACUGGUCCAGGCCCAAACUGCCCUCCUCGCCAUCCCCAGCGCCUGUACUAACCCCCGCCCAACCCCCGCGUCCCACCCAGCACGACCAACCCUGCCUCGCCCGCGACCUAGCGCAGUACUUCCACCCCACCACCCCCUGGGACCACGCAUGGUAUCUCUCCCCCUCGGCGACGCCGCCCCCGCUCGCGGGCAGCGCCCACAUGCUCCUGCGCGCCUCGCGCGUGUACGUGGGGAAGGACGAGACGCUCACCGCGGGCGUGCUCUUCAGCGACCUCAGCAUCUGCUGGUUCUCCCUCUCCUUCACACGCGGCGACGCCGACGCCGACCCCAACAGGGCCGGGCGCGCGGCGCGCUACCGCCCGCCGCCGCCGCCGCUCGACCGGGACUCGCUGGUGCGCGCGCAUGGCGUGUACGGCGAGGCGGUGGCGGGGUUCGUGGCGCGGUUUACGGGCACGGCGAAUAUGGCCGCGGAGGCGCUGCGGCAGUUCGAGCGGUUCCCCGGCGUCGAGCCGCCCGUCCCGAGCGUGUACCGCACGCACGGGCACCUCGUCUUCGCCGGGUCCGCGGACACCGGCGUGGGGACGUGGUGCGGGGGCGACACCGCGCUGCGCCGGGGCGAUAUCAUUUCCUGGCGGGACACGCGCCACCACAUGGGCCGCGGGUACCUCGCGGGGGAUCACACGUCCGUCGUGCUAAGGGAGUGCGCGGUGCAGUGGGACGUGGAAAGGGAGAUGAGUCUUUCAAGGCUGGGGACGCUGGAGGUGGUCGAGCAGGGCGGGGUGAGGCGGGAGUUUGAUAUGGACGGGUUUUUAGAGGGGACGCUGGAGGUGUACCGUCCUGUCGGGGUGGGGUAUUUGGGGUUGGAGAGUUUAGAUGGGUUGUUGUGUCCCGGGGAUGGAAUUGAGGUUUGA